GGGAAGCCGCUAUCAGCAUGCAGCUGAUGGGGACGCCACCGGGAGGAAAACAGAACCAGCAAAGGAAGCUCAGGUACCACUAGAUACGUAGAACCAUCUGGCAUCCAGCUCCUAUUUGACCGCUCCUCCUGAUGACAUGAUGAGCUGCAGCUGGCCACGCUGCAGGAGAGAAGGUUUCUGUGAAACAUGAGGUCAUCAGUGAUGAGGUCAUCGCUUCAGAGCGGCUGCCCCAUCAGGACCAGAUGUUGAGUAAAACCAGGAUGAGUUUUCAGCUGGAUGUUGGUUUAGACCAGAAAAAGCUGCAGUUUACUUUUAAACUGACAUCCAUGCAGGCUGGAGAGCAGGAGGAGUGGUUUGUUCUCACGUGGAAGGAGGAAGAGUUUAAUUAGAGAAGUUAAAGAGAUGAACACAAACAGACGGAAAGAAGCGCCGACAUGAUCGCCCAGCUCACUUUGCUCUGCUUCCUGUCCCUCUGUCUGCAGGGUGCAGGCAGCUGCUACACGGAGGGAGCCAUGUAUCAGUUCAGAGCAGCCGGAGAAAACUUCUCCUUCCCAUGCCUUUAUCACCUCCCUAAAACCUGGAAGAUCUUCUGCAGGGAUGACUGUGAGGGAGAAAACGUCCUGAUCAAAACGCAGGCAGACUCGGCUCAGAGCGGCCGAUUCAGCUCAGAGUACAAACACCAGCAGGAGCUGGUUGUUUCCAUCUCUCCUCUGACCAAGUCUGACUCUGGAACGUACCACUGCAGGACCGACGCCUCGGUGUCUGCAGCUUCAUUCACACAGUUUCAACUCAGAGUCACAGACGCGGUGCUGCAUAAAAGCAGCGGGCCGCAGCAGAAGCUCGUGUCUGCAGAAGUCGGCGGCUCCGUCAGCGUGGCCUGUUCGUUUGCUCUCUCUGGUGGGACGAAGUAUUUCUGCAGAGGAGACUGUGGAGGAAACGCUCUGGUGCAGACGGCAGGAGAAUCCGCUCACGGCGGCAGAUACAGCAUCCAGUAUGAAAGGAAAUCCUCUGCUGAGGGAGUUCUGCUGGUCACCAUCACUGAGCUGAGCCAGUCUGACUCCGGCCGGUACCGCUGUCAGCAGGACGGACCCAGAACUGCAUUCAUAGACUUUGACAUCGCCGUCACACCGGCCGUUCAGCCAUCAACCUCCAGACCAGAAACCUCUCAGGCUUCCUCUCUUCAACCUGCACAAAUCCAGGUUCCACUCAGCCACUAUGUUCCUGUGAUCGUUGGUGUGACUCUGGCUGCCAUGGUGGUUCUGGUCUCAGCAGCUCUGCUGGUUUCCUGCAGGAGACGAUCUCUGAGAGGUUUGAGGACCAGAGGAGGCCUGGAUGCUUCAGUCACUGAGACUCUCACCUAUGAGAACUGCUUUCCAGAGGAUCCAGAGGAUCCAGAGGAUCCCGCCUACCAGAGCCUCCACCCGUCCACCCAGGACCAGAACCAGAUCUACUCAGAACUCACUCGACCCAAAUGAGAAGCUGGACCUCCGCAGCUUUGCUCACUGCUGCUGAAAUAUGAAGCACUGAAAGACAAACUAACAUUUAAAAUGUUUGAAGAAGAUGAUUGAUCAUUCAGAUGAAUCAAUGUUUUCUGAAACUGCUUUUAGGUUAAUCUGUUUAUUUUACCACUUGAGCUCAUGUAUUCUGCCUGAGACCAGCUCAACCAGAACUUUGACCGUAUGCAGCUUAUGCAAUGCUGUUUUAUAUAUUUGUAUUUUUUUAACCAGAUCUGUGGCUUUAAAGCAAAAAUAA
This is a messenger RNA of Poecilia latipinna (sailfin molly), 1752 nucleotides long. RefSeq lists its product as uncharacterized. Gene Ontology annotation, cellular component: plasma membrane. The transcript is spliced from 11 exons. Bases 435 to 1475 code for a protein of 346 amino acids. Lineage: Eukaryota; Metazoa; Chordata; Actinopteri; Cyprinodontiformes; Poeciliidae. Gene Ontology annotation, molecular function: transmembrane signaling receptor activity. The record is from RefSeq and is a predicted model, not a curated record.